GGCGUCGCAGGGGCACUUUCGUGCCCAUACACAACAUGGCAGCCUCCAGUUUCAGCUCACUUUAUCACGUGACCUCCGGCCUCCCUCCCUCCCUCCCCUUUGGGAAGAUGGGGGCGGUUCGCCGGGAGGCCUAGCUCCUGUCAGGUGACCGCCGGCUGGCGUGGUCAUAUGACAAUGGCUGGCGGAUGGUUGUAGCCGAGUUGCUGUAGGAACGGGCUGGCUGCUAUGGACGCUGCUGGAGGGAGGCGCGUACGGUGCCCGGGCUCCCCUCGCCGGGCUGGCGCUCCCUGUGGGCGGGCUCUGCUGUGGGGCUGGGCCCUGCUGGGCUGCGCCUGGUGCCCUCGCCCCCCGGGGGCUGCUGCUGCCCCUUUCCUAGCCGGCUACGCGCUGGACGAUUCGGGCGGGCUGGGCCGUGAGUUCGACGGCAUCGGGGCCGUGAGCGGCGGAGGGGCCACCUCUCGACUUCUGGUGAAUUAUCCAGAGCCUUAUCGCUCUCAGAUCUUAGAUUAUCUGUUUAUGCCAAAUUUUGGUGCCUCUUUGCAUAUUCUGAAAGUAGAGAUUGGUGGUGAUGGACAGUCAACAGAUGGUACUGAACCCUCCCACAUGCACUAUGAAAAUGAUGAGAAUUAUUUCCGGGGCUAUGAGUGGUGGCUAAUGAAAGAAGCUAAAAAAAGGAAUCCCAACAUUAAAUUGAUUGGGUUACCUUGGGCAUUUCCUGGAUGGAUAGGGAGGGGUCAGAACUGGCCCUAUAAUCAUCCGGAUGUCACUGCUUACUAUAUUGUUUCCUGGAUUCUAGGUGCCAAGCAGUAUCACAAUUUGGACAUUGAUUAUAUUGGGAUAUGGAAUGAGAGGUCAUUUAGUAGCAAAUAUAUCAAGCUAUUAAGGUACACCUUGGAUAAACGAGGUCUGCAGCGGGUGAAAAUCAUAGCCAGUGAUAACAUGUGGGAGCCAAUUUCCUUUUUCAUGAUGGUCGACUCUGAGCUCCAUAAAAUGGUCGAUAUCAUAGGGGCUCAUUACCCUGGAACAAAAACAGUGCCUAAUGCCUUAGCAACUCAGAAGAAACUAUGGGCUUCAGAAGACUAUAGCACUUUCAAUGAUGAAGUGGGUGCAGGCUGCUGGGCUCGGAUCCUGAACCAGAACUAUGUGAAUGGAAAUAUGACCUCCACCAUUGCUUGGAAUUUGGUGGCUAGUUAUUAUGAAGAUUUGCCCUUUGGUCGAGAUGGAUUAAUGACAGCGCAAGAGCCAUGGAGUGGCUAUUAUGCAGUGGAAGGUCCCAUCUGGAUCACAGCACAUACAACCCAGUUUACUCACCCUGGCUGGCAUUACCUGCAGGUGGAUGGACAUUUAGAACAUGGUGGCAGCUAUGUAGCUCUGACCGAUGGCCUAGGCAACCUUACUAUCAUCAUUGAAACUAUGACUUAUCGCCACUCUCAGUGUAUCAGGCCUCCACUGUUUCCCUUUGUUGUGUCACCUCAGAAAGCAACUUUCUACCUCAAAGGAUCCUUUCAUAAAGUGAAAAUCUUGAAAAUGUGGUAUACCAAGCUUGGCUUCAAAUCUGCAAAUUCCACCUUAUUCCAUCCUCUUCCUCCUGUAAAGGUACAUGAAGGGAUGUUCAGCUUAAAUCUGGAUGUGGAUGAAGUCUACACGUUAACUACCCUCAUGACAGGCCGGAAAGGCACUUACCCAGAUCCUCCCCAGUCUAAGCCUUUUCCUUCAAAUUACAAGGAUGAUUUCAACAUUCGUAAUCCGCCCUUUAGUGAAGCUCCAAAUUUUGCUGAUCAGACUGGGGUAUUCGAGUACUUUGUCAACACUUCUGAUCCAGGGGACCACAUUUUCACACUCCGCCAGGUGGUGGUUCAGCAACCCAUCACCUGGGCUUCUGAUGCAGACCAGGCCAUCAGCAUUAUAGGAAACUUUAAAUGGGUAAAUGUGACGAUAACUUGUGAUGUCUACAUAGAGCACCUGGGCAACGGUGGUGUGUUCAUUGCAGGAAGAGUAGAGAAUGGCGGGAUAUAUGUUCGACGUAGCAAAGGACUCUUCUUCUGGGUGUUUGCAGAUGGCACCUACCGGGUCACUGGUGAUCUCUCUGGAAAGGAAGUCCUGAUGAAAGGAAUGUCUGGUGUGCGAGCCAGAGUAUGGCACACACUCACUCUGAAUCUCAAGCUCUUGCCUUUGGUUAUAGCAGCCCUUAGAACAGGGGUCGGCUUUCAGAAGUGGGUUCUUCUGCCUCAGGAUCACUCAAUGGUUAUCCUCUCUGGGAGAACGUCACCUUAUCUGAGACAAGUCAUGGCUGGGCGGCUAUUGGAACGCGCUCCUUUGAAUUCGCACAGUUUGACAAUUUUCACGUUGAGGCCAGUUGAGGAUGCUUGUCAUUAGGCUAACUGGUCAGGAAGAUUUUGCUACUGCAACUUUGAACAGUCUUCAUUUACAAAGCUCUCAAGAAGAUCCCUAUAGGUUAGUGGGGAGUGACUUUCUCCCAUACGAUGGCUUUUCAGUGACCUAUGUGAAUGAAGUGUUUAGUUCCAGUCCAGAUCCUAAAGGGGUGAGGGAGAGUCUGCACUUGCAUAUGCAGUUGUGGGAUGGAGGCCUAGAUUACACAAAACAAUGACUAAGGGCAGCAGUAAUCUGAAGGCCAAUUGCUUACCAAAAAAGCUUAGAUAAGCGAAGAAUACACAGUAUGGUGGAAGAGAGAUCCCAAGGCAGCACAGGGCCUGUGGAGGACAGCAGUUAUUUACAAGCAUCUUUGGAGCCAGGUAUUAGAUGCCAUACUGGAUAGAUAGGAAGACCAGUUCUUUUCCCUGAAGAGUUUACACUCUAAUUUGCAACAUAACAUGACAAGUGAGUAACACAACAAACUGUAAAGAAAGGAUGCCAUGAGGCAGGACAAAGGUUACAGGAAUCAGAUCACACAAUUAUUCAGUUUUGUGCAGAACUCCAUCCCAACUGACGGGGAAAAUGCCUUUGUGAGAUCACUGGUGUAGUAGGCAAAACAAGGAGCUUGAACUUAGCCUUGAGGAUGGAAUGCCUACACUGAUGGGAAACCAGUCAGGCAAUGCACUGCCUUUCAGUUACUUUACAGCUGUAGGUGCUGAAGCCUGCCCAUUAACUGAGGCUCUGAACUGCCAUAUUUGCUAUGUCAUUAUUUACAUAAGUUAAUUUACACAAGCCUGACAGGCUUGUGAAAAGUUUAGUCAGAAGUUGCUGUCCUUGCCCGAAAGUCCCACUGGUUCAACCUAAGGAGAGUCCUCUGCCUGGCUCUGUACCCAGAAAUGUCCAGUUCUCACUUGUUAGUUC
Molecule: messenger RNA, 3294 nt
Organism: Mauremys reevesii (Reeves's turtle)
Lineage: Eukaryota; Metazoa; Chordata; Testudines; Geoemydidae
Gene: GALC
Product: galactosylceramidase
Exons: 24
Coding region: 226-2376 (716 amino acids)
Biological process (GO): galactosylceramide catabolic process
Cellular component (GO): lysosome
Molecular function (GO): galactosylceramidase activity
Source: RefSeq, a predicted model, not a curated record